CACGCAUGCGCUUUGUGUGUACAUUUUUGUUUACAUUCGAUUCGGGCAGAAUGAGUUGAAUACACCCGUUUUUUUGUUGUGUUAUGUCAAAAGUUCGAGCUAAAUAAGAAAGAAUGGAGGCUAAAGAGAAGACGAUGCAGGAGGUGAAUGUCAAGGUAGCAGUCAGAGUUCGUCCACUAUUGCCAAAAGAAAAAGUAACUGGGGAUGAUAUGUGUGUACGAAUUAUACCAUCAACUAACCAACUUAUUCUUGGCAAAGAUAGAAGCUUCACUUUUGAUGAAGUUCUUUCACCAAAAGCUACACAGGAAGAGUUAUACAGUGUCUGUGUUGAAAGUCUUGUGAAGUCUAUAUUCGAAGGAUACAAUGCAACAGUAUUUGCAUACGGACAAACAGGUUCAGGGAAGACAUACACCAUUGGUGGGGGCAAUGUAAGCAUGGUAACAGAAGACGAGGAUGGGGUCAUCCCUAGGGCUGUGCGACAGAUGUUUGAUAUCAUGAGUAUUGACAAGAGUGUAACAUACAUUGUGAAAGUAUCGUACAUAGAGAUAUAUAAAGAAGAGUUGCGGGACUUAUUGGAACUGAAUGUUGAUAACAAGCCUGACCUUCAUGUGAGAGAGGAUGACAAAGGCAAUACUGUGAUAAUCGGUGCCAAGGAGGUCGAGUGUGAGAACCUGGAUGAUGUAAUGAGCCUCCUGGAGUCUGGGUCAGCUGCCAGACACACCGGGGCCACAAACAUGAACGAGCACUCUAGUAGAUCACACUCCAUAUUCACCAUUACCAUAGGGCAAACUUGGACAGAGAACGAUGUUUUGGCCAGUAAAAGGAAACCAUCGGAAGAAGAGGAAGUAGAUGAUGACCAUAUGACCCACAACAUGUUUGGCAAGUUCCACUUUGUGGAUCUGGCAGGCUCAGAGAGGGCACAUAAGACUGGCAAUGUAGGAGACAGGUUCAAAGAGUCAGUGCACAUAAAUUCGGGCCUGCUGGCUCUGGGUAACGUGAUCAGUGCGCUGGGAGACCCCAAGAAGAAAUCCACACACAUUCCAUACAGAGAGUCAAAGAUCACAAGGCUUCUCAAGGACUCACUAGGUGGCAAUGCCAAGACUUUGAUGAUCUGUUGUGUAAGCCCAUCUGCAGCCAACUUUGAUGAAAGCCUCAAUGCACUGAAGUAUGCCAAUAGGGCAAGGAAUAUUAAGAAUCUUCCGAUAGUCAACAGAGACAUCCAGUCCAUCAGAUUUGAAGAGAUGCAGACCGAAAUAAAGGCAUUACGACAGGAGCUUGCUCGACAGCGGACCACCAUUGGGGUAGGUAACUCCGGCUGGGAGACAGACCCCGAGCUGGCAGCCAAGUAUGCAGGGCAGAUCAGACAACUUGAGGACCAGGUGGCAAGGUUACAAACUGAGUGCAGUAACUACAAGAUGAUAGCUGAGGAGGCAUAUCGUCAGUUUGUUCAGAUCCAGGGUGGGGACAUAUUGUCCAAGAGUCAAGAUGGACGGUUAAGGGAGUGGCUUGACCUCAUGGAAGAGCAUUUAGAUGUCUCUAGACAACAGGAGAUCAAGAGCAAGGUGCCUCAUAAGCUGAACAAGGAGGAAUGGGAGAGUCAGGCAGUGAAGGACCUGCAGAAACAGCUCAAGAAGGCGCGUGAGGACUUACAGAGUGAUGAGGAUAUCUUUGCAGAGAAGAGUAGGGAGGUCAUGGCUCUGAAAAGACGUGCAGAGGAAAUGGAGUCCCUUCUAGAGGAACGAGAGAAGGCCCUGGUGGCAGCAGACGAGAAACUGCAAAGUCAGGAGCAGCAGUUGAUAGAGCAAAACAUGAAGAUUGAGGAGCUCCAGAAGGCAUUGAAGCCUGUGACACCAUUUGAUGAGGUGACCUUGAUAGGUGAGAGUGGUGUGAUCAGUGAAGGUCAGAUGACAGCCAGUGCUCCUGUGACGUCUCGCAACGUGCGGCCCAAGUCGGUGCCCAUUCACCUACAUAAACACUCAGACAUGCGCUACUCACAGCUGCGCCCACCAUCCCGUAACAUCAAGAAGCCAGCUCUGUUCACGCUGAGCGGGUGGGUGAUGAAGAGUUUCCGGGCGCGCAGCCAGCUGCUGGUCAGACUCGAGGAUAGUGAUGAGGUGCUACAUCUGGAGUUCAGUGAUGCAGAGAACGGUGUAGUCGCAGAGCAGGUUGACAGCGACGGAGAUGAGCUUAACAGGUACAAUAACGCUCAGCUGAAACAGAUUAUUCACUGA
Dreissena polymorpha is the source of this 2231-nucleotide messenger RNA. Its product is annotated as kinesin-like protein KIF27. Lineage: Eukaryota; Metazoa; Mollusca; Bivalvia; Myida; Dreissenidae. Gene Ontology annotation, molecular function: microtubule motor activity; ATP binding; microtubule binding. The record is from RefSeq and is a predicted model, not a curated record. Gene Ontology annotation, biological process: mitotic spindle organization; microtubule-based movement.